CGAAUUAUAUUUAUUGCUUAUAUUUAUCGCUUUUCAGUACUAGCAGCAGUAUUGGAGGAGCAAAGAAAACAACAUGACAUGGAAAUGGAAGUGAUAAAUGUGCAAUGUGAAAAAGAUUUGGCAACUGUAAAAAGAAUAAACAGAAAAUGCAAAGAAGAUGUAAAUUAUACCAUAAUUAGAACAGAGCGGAAAAUGAUGAUGGCUUACAAGGCAUCUGAAAUGAAACAGAAAGAGAUCCGCGAAGAUGUAAGCAAUGCAGAGAUUCACCUAAAAAAGAUUCGCACGUUGAAUCUAGCGUUGGAAAAGGAAGCUCGGGAUAAAAGAUUUAAAAUCGAAUCACAGCUUUUGGGUAUAAUCAACAAGUACGACACAGAGAUUGGUGAAAAGCAAAAACAGAUGGAAUUACUCAUUCUACAAUUUGAGACUGAUAAAAAAAAAAAGGAAGAUUUAGAGGCUGAAAUAGAGAGGCAAACAGAUCUGUAUGACGCUUUUAUGAAAGAGAAACAAGAUGCAGAAGAUGCAAUAAUCAAUGAAAAAUUAGCAAAGUUAAUGAUGACUCGCGCAGUAAAAAUUAUUCAGCGAUGGUGGCAUUCAAUGCGAGAACAGCGUAAGGCUAAGUUAGCCAAAAAGAAAACGAAAAACAAGAAACAUAAGGUAUGGCUUCAUAGUUUGCAAAGUAGAGAGUUAAUACUGAUUGAAAAUUCCACAGCUUUUGUUGUCAUAUCACAUACAUCGGCCAAGUGUUUGUCUAAAAGUUUAUACUAUAAAUAAAAUUUAAUGACGUUUUGA
Messenger RNA from Diprion similis, 789 nucleotides. RefSeq names its product dynein regulatory complex protein 10-like. The transcript has 4 exons. Lineage: Eukaryota; Metazoa; Arthropoda; Insecta; Hymenoptera; Diprionidae. The coding region runs from base 79 to 771 and encodes 230 amino acids. The record is from RefSeq and is a predicted model, not a curated record.